Molecule: messenger RNA, 1506 nt
Organism: Ixodes scapularis (black-legged tick)
Lineage: Eukaryota; Metazoa; Arthropoda; Arachnida; Ixodida; Ixodidae
Product: scoloptoxin SSD14-like
Exons: 9
Coding region: 1-1506 (501 amino acids)
Biological process (GO): glutathione catabolic process
Cellular component (GO): plasma membrane
Molecular function (GO): glutathione gamma-glutamate hydrolase
Source: RefSeq, a predicted model, not a curated record
AUGAAGCACAUUUUGCCGUUGAUAGGAGGCCGCUCUGUGGCCGUGCCAGCGCUGGUCCCGGGGCUUGAAGCCCUCCACUUGCGGUUCGGCAAGCUGCCCUGGGCGUCGCUCUUCAAGGACGCCAUCAGGCUGGCGCGCUUCGGCUUCCCGGUCUACGCCGAACUCGCUGCCGUGCUGGACAAGUACGCCAAGGCGGUCUUUCAACGACACACCCUCAGGCGACUGUUCUGGAACCGGGUGAGCCGCCAGGUGUACCGCGAGAACGAGAUCCUCCGGCAGCCCACUCUCGCGCUCACACUCAUCCAGAUCGCCCACAAGGGCUACAGGGGAUUCCUGCAGGGAGACAUGGGCGCCAAGUUCCUGCUGGACCUCAGACAGCUUGGCGCACUUGUGUCCCGGGGCGACCUUGCCCAGUACCGCGCCCUGUGGAAGGUUCCCGUGCGGAGCGUUCCCCUGGGCGGCGUCACGGUGUACGCGCCCCCGCCCCCGGGGGCCGGGUCCCUGCUGGCCUUCAUGCUGUCCACCAUGGACAUGUUCCGGUCCUCCAAAGGAGACCUGAUGGACGAGGGCGCGCUCACCUACCACCGCCUCGUGGAGACCUUCAAGUUCACCCUGCCCUUCAGGGAGGACCUUGGCGACGACCAGUUCGAAGACGUCGGAGACACGAUGCGCAACAUGGCUUCUCGCGGCCAAGCCCUGAAGGUCAACGGGCGCAUUGCGGACUCGUCGACCUACUCGGACGCCAUCUUCUACGUGUUCGACAUGCAGCUGGUGCGUCGCUCGUUCAGCAGCCUCUCGGAGAGGGCUCACAUUGCCCGCUACACCCGGGGGGCCACCGCACACAGUCGCAGCCACGUCCGCUACGGGACGCCCACCAAGAGCGCGGUCACUGCAAAGCGGGGUGUGAAGAGGACCCUGGACGUGAGGCACGGUUCCGGUAAUGCGGUCUUCGUGGCUCCCAAUGGAGACGCCAUCGCCUUCUCCGCCAGCAUCGGCAUGCUACUGGGCUCCCGCGAGGCGUCUUCUUCGACGGGACUGGUGCUGAACAACGCCUUGCACUCGUUCACGGCCCGGGACCCCAACCGCUACCUGGGCCACGCGGGCGUGUCCCUGAACCACCCGCGGCCGGGCAAGAGGCCCCUCUCGCCGCUGGCACCCUGCGUCGUGCUCGAUGGGGACCGGAACCUGAUGGCCGCCGUCGCCGCCUCGGAGCUCUUCCAGGUGCCCCAGUAUUCGGCCACGAUCCUGCUCGAGCUCCUCUUCAUGAACAAGACUAUGACGGACGCCAUCAGCGCCCCCAAGGUCCGCUAUCGCGCCAACGUCAAAGGGGUGCUCCACGACGUCGAUCUGCCACGGUCAAUGGUCCUGGAGCUGCAGAAAAAGGGCCACCGCAUGUUCCUCAUGGACGACAAGAUCACCAACGCCGUCGGCGUGUCCGUUGACGACGACGGCAACCUGUAUCCGGGUGUCAACGAGCGCGUGGGCGGAUACUUGAAUGGCCAAUGA